Messenger RNA from Dromiciops gliroides (monito del monte), 234 nucleotides. Its product is annotated as keratin-associated protein 6-2-like. The transcript has a single exon. NCBI's taxonomy places the organism in Eukaryota, Metazoa, Chordata, Mammalia, Microbiotheria, Microbiotheriidae. Bases 1 to 234 code for a protein of 77 amino acids. The record is from RefSeq and is a predicted model, not a curated record.
AUGAGCUACUGGGGCAGCAAAGGGUGUGGCUAUGGCUAUGGCUCUGGUUAUGGCUGUGGAUGUGGCAGCUACCGUGGCCUAGGCUAUGGCUAUGGCUCUGGUUAUGGCUGUGGAUGUGGCAGCUUCCGUGGCCUGGGCUAUGGCUUUGGCGGCUAUGGCUAUGGAGGUCUGGGCUAUGGUGGCUACUACCGUCCAUCUUGCUGUGGAAGCUAUUAUUCUUCUGGCUUCUACUGA